GAUGUCUGGGUUUGACAACUUGAAUACAGACUUCUACCAAACAAGUUACAGUAUUGAUGAUCAAGCACAGUCUUAUGACUAUGGAGGAGGAACAUACAGCAAACAAUAUGGUGGCUAUGACUAUUCUCAGUCAAGUGGAUAUGUCCCUCCAGAGAUGAUGCAGCAACCACAACCUUACACUGGUCAGAUAUUUCAGCCAUCCCCAACGUACACUCCAUCCUCACCACAGUCUUUCUAUGGAAGCAAUUUUGAAGAUGAGCCACCAUUACUAGAAGAACUGGGGAUCAAUUUUGACCAUAUUUGGCAGAAGACCCUAACAGUACUGCACCCUUUAAAAAUAGCAGAUGGCAGCAUCAUGAAUGAAACAGACUUGGCGGGACCAAUGGUGUUUUGCCUAGCCUUUGGUGCAACCUUAUUACUGGCUGGCAAAAUUCAGUUCGGCUACGUGUAUGGGAUUAGUGCAAUUGGGUGCUUAGGGAUGUUCUGUCUCCUGAAUUUAAUGAGCAUGACGGGCGUUUCGUUUGGCUGUGUGGCCAGUGUCCUAGGAUACUGUCUCCUUCCUAUGAUCAUACUUUCCAGCUUUGCAGUAAUAUUUUCUUUACAGGGAAUGAUGGGGAUAAUUCUCGCUGCUGGAAUUAUUAGCUGGUGUAGUUUAUCAGCUUCUAAAAUCUUCAUAUCCGCCUUAGCAAUGGAAGGACAGCAGCUUUUAGUGGCCUAUCCGUGUGCUUUAUUAUAUGGAGUCUUUGCCCUCAUUUCUGUGUUUUGAGCGUGGUGUCAUUAUUUACUGGACUGAAGUGGGCCAAACUGAAAAGCCUCCACUUGGGACCCUUUGCUUGGGACCGGAAAGCAGCUUGUUGGAAUUGCUAUCAUGAAA
Euleptes europaea (tarantolino) is the source of this 874-nucleotide messenger RNA. It is a transcript of the gene YIPF5, whose product is annotated as Yip1 domain family member 5. Gene Ontology annotation, cellular component: trans-Golgi network; membrane. NCBI's taxonomy places the organism in Eukaryota, Metazoa, Chordata, Lepidosauria, Squamata, Sphaerodactylidae. The transcript is spliced from 5 exons. The record is from RefSeq and is a predicted model, not a curated record. Gene Ontology annotation, biological process: vesicle fusion with Golgi apparatus; regulation of ER to Golgi vesicle-mediated transport; endoplasmic reticulum to Golgi vesicle-mediated transport. Bases 2 to 766 code for a protein of 254 amino acids.